Messenger RNA from Micromonas commoda, 996 nucleotides. It is a transcript of the gene RPB3, whose product is annotated as dna-directed RNA polymerase II polypeptide a. The transcript has a single exon. Bases 1 to 996 code for a protein of 331 amino acids. Gene Ontology annotation, biological process: DNA-templated transcription. NCBI's taxonomy places the organism in Eukaryota, Viridiplantae, Chlorophyta, Mamiellophyceae, Mamiellales, Mamiellaceae. The record is from RefSeq and is a predicted model, not a curated record. Gene Ontology annotation, molecular function: DNA-directed RNA polymerase activity; DNA binding; protein dimerization activity. Gene Ontology annotation, cellular component: RNA polymerase II, core complex.
AUGUCGAAGGCGGACGGGGAUCCCCGGCAGAGGCGGCCCAACAUCGUGGUGCAGGAGAUGACCGAAGACACGAUCAAGUUCGUUCUCACCGGCACGGACACCUCGAUCGCCAACGCGCUCCGCCGCGUGAUCAUCGCGGAGGUGCCAACCAUCGCCAUCGACCUCGUCGAGGUGAUCGAGAACUCGUCGUGCCUCUGCGACGAAUUCAUCGCGCACCGCCUCGGACUCAUCCCGCUCGUCUCGCACAAGGCUGCCGACAUGGAGUUCCCUUACGACUACGCGGGCGACGACGAGACCGUGACGGACGUCCCCAUCGAGCUCAGGGUCAAGUGCGUGAGCGACCAGACCGAGGACGUCACCUCCAACGAUCUCUUGAUCAACGGCGACUACACGCAGUACGACACCGUCAAGCCCGUGCACUACCGCCCGAGCGGGCGCGCGUUCGGCGACGCCACGGCGUCGGGCGCCCCCGCGGACGGGUCCCAGGCGGACGGCGACAAGCACCCCAUCCUCAUCCUCAAGCUGCGCAAGAAUCAGGAGAUCAACAUGCGAUGCGUGGCGCGCAAAGGGGUCGGGCGGGACCACGCCAAGUGGCAACCCGUCGCCACCGCGGUGUACCGAUUCGAGCCGGAGAUCACCAUCAACGAGGACCUCAUGGCGACGCUCACGGAGGAGGAGAAGAUAAAGUUCGUGGAGUCCUCCCCGACGCCGGUGUUCAGGUACAACGAUCAGACUCGGAAGGUCGAGGUCAACAUGCCCGAGUCGUACACGUACGACGGCGAGUGCCUCAAGUGGGCCGAGGACAUGGGCAAGCCCGGGCUGGUGGACAUUCGCGCAAAGGAGGACACGUUCCUGUUCACGGUGGAGAGCACGGGGGCGCUGCCGCCGGAGACGAUCGUGCUGAACGCGCUGAAGGUGUUGGACACGAAGCUCGAGAUGACAAAGAGCGAGCUGGAUAUCGUAAAGAGCGAGAUGGACACGGCGGGCGUCGAGUGA